Molecule: messenger RNA, 942 nt
Organism: Miniopterus natalensis
Lineage: Eukaryota; Metazoa; Chordata; Mammalia; Chiroptera; Miniopteridae
Gene: CLXN
Product: calaxin
Molecular function (GO): calcium ion binding
Source: RefSeq, a predicted model, not a curated record
GCAGGUACCGGGCCAUGGAGCCGCGGGCGCCUUUCCCGGGCCCAGGGCUGGCGAGGGUCCCUGCAGCCUCGCGCCCCUAGACACCCGCCUCCGCCCGGUUUCCCGAGCGCCCGGCAUGAACCGCAAGAAGCUGCAGAAGCUGACGGACACCUUAACGAAGAAUUCCAAGCAUUUUAAUAAAUUUGAAGUGAAAUGUCUUAUCAAUCUUUUCUAUAACUUGGUGGGAGAUGGAACAGAGCGGCAAGGUGUGGCCAUUGGGCUGGAUCGUAAUGCAUUUCGGAACAUCUUGCAUGUAACAUUUGGAAUGACAGAUGACAUGAUUAUGGACAGAGUAUUCCGAGGUUUCGAUAAAGACAACGACGGUUGUGUAAACGUAUCAGAGUGGGUAUGUGGAUUAUCGCUGUUCCUUCGAGGAACCUUGGAAGAAAAAAUGAAAUAUUGCUUUGAAGUGUUUGAUCUGAAUGGUGAUGGAUUCAUUUCCAAGGAGGAAAUGUUCCACAUGCUGAAGAACAGCCUCCUCAAGCAGCCAUCGGAAGAAGACCCCGAUGAAGGAAUCAAAGAUUUGGUUGAAAUAACACUUAAGAAAAUGGAUCAUGACCAUGAUGGGAAAUUGUCCUUCUCAGACUAUGAACAAGCUGUGAGAGAAGAGACCCUUCUACUGGAAGCCUUUGGACCAUGUCUACCUGACCCGAAGAGCCAUAUGGAAUUCGAAGCCCAUGUAUUCAAAGAUCCAAAUGAAUACAGUGAAAUCUGAAGAGCUAAAUGUCCCUGUCAUCUCAAGUGAUCACAUUGGAAAUGCUCUUUUGUAAGCUGCUUGUUUUGGGUACCACUAUCUCGCGAACAUUUUCUCAGGUCAUCAGACAUUUGUCUACAGCCUCACUCAUCGUGACUGCCUGGUGUCCCAUCACCACAGACCUCAUUAAACCACUUCCCUGCCAUUGA